Molecule: messenger RNA, 3048 nt
Organism: Globicephala melas (long-finned pilot whale)
Lineage: Eukaryota; Metazoa; Chordata; Mammalia; Artiodactyla; Delphinidae
Gene: PPP1R16A
Product: protein phosphatase 1 regulatory subunit 16A
Cellular component (GO): cytoplasm
Molecular function (GO): protein binding; myosin phosphatase regulator activity; enzyme inhibitor activity
Source: RefSeq, a predicted model, not a curated record
AGUUACCUCCAUGUCAGCUGAGGAAAUUAAGGCCUGCGGAGAAGUGACUUGCCAGGCUUCUUUUGGGCUUUGGAGUUAGGCCAGAGGAGAAACUGAAGCCUUUCUGGGGCAAGUUCCUUAAACUUCCAGGGGUUCAAGUGACCUCACUUGUGGGGGGGAUCCUGGGCUCCAGCUCACAGAUCGGUGUCCGGGCGGGAAUACUAGCUGCUGUGUGGCCAGCGGGAGCGCCUGCCGUGCACAGCUGGGCCGCCGGCUCCUGCGAAGGGGACGCCUUCCUGAAGACACAGUUGCCAGGCCCGCUGUACCCUCGGUGCCCUGGCUGCUUAGAGAGCCUCGGCCCCAGGCGCUGGGGGCCGGACCCUGGGACUCUGGACACACGCCCGCCCGGGCCCCCUGUGGCCACACCUCCUCGUUAGCACCGACCCCAGAAGGCUGGGGGUGUGGGGAGGGAAGGCCCCCGCCAUGGCUGCUCCUAGACCCCACCUGGUCCCCUAAGGCCUGUUAGGUGAGAGGGGCUUUUAGGGCUCCCGGGGCCUCUGCCCCUUGCCCUGGCCUCCUCUUCCCCUCGGCAAGGCGCCAGCGAGCUGCAACUCCGUUAUCUGGGUCAUUAGCUUCAGACCCUGAACUGAGGCUGGCCGGGUCCAGGACGAGGGAGGGAGGCCUUGUCCAUCGAGCAGCCGAGGUGCCAGGGCCCUGGGAGGCCGGCUGCAGGCGCCCUCCCUUGCUGCCCUUUCUGCCUGGGGCCCGGGCCCCUCAUGGCUGCCCGGGUCUGGUCACAGCGGGGGGCCUCCUGACCCAGCCUUGCCAGGGGCAGAGGACACUGAGCCUUAGAGAGGGGAUGCCCCCCAGGGCGCCAGUCCAGCCAGCUGCCCCGCCUCGCAGGCCCAGCCUGGCCCCCGCGCUUCCCCGUCCGGUGCCCCCAGCAGCCCCCCUGGCAGGCAGCCCCCGCCAUGGCCGAGCACCUGGAGCUGCUGGCAGAGAUGCCCACGGUGGGCAGGAUGAGCACACAGGAGCGGCUGAAGCACGCCCAGAAGCGACGUGCCCAGCAGGUGAAGAUGUGGGCCCAGGCCGAGAAGGAGGCCCAUGGCAGGAGGGGCCAGCAGACGCAGUCACAGAAGGAGGCGGCCGACGGCCGGCCACAGAAGCGGGUCCUCUUCCCCCCAAGCGUUGCCCUUCUGGAGGCGGCUGCCCGGAAUGACCUGGAGGAAGUCCAUCAGUUCCUCGAGAGUGGGGUCAGCCCUGACCUGGCCAAUGAGGACGGCCUGACCGCCCUGCAUCAGAGCUGCAUCGAUGACUUCCGGGAGAUGGUGCAGCAGCUCCUGGAGGCUGGGGCCAAGGUCAAUGCCCGUGACAGUGAGUGCUGGACACCCUUGCACGCCGCGGCCACCUGUGGCCACCUGCACCUGGUGGAGCUGCUCAUUGCUGGUGGUGCCGACCUCCUGGCAGUCAACACGGACGGGAACAUGCCCUAUGACCUGUGUGAGGACGAGCAGACACUGGACUGCCUGGAGACGGCCAUGGCCAGCCGUGGUGAGUGCAGCCCUGCCUGCCUGCCGGGGCAGCAGGGCGCAGGGCGCGGCGGGUGGUGUGCUGGGGGUGGAGCCCUGAGCCCGCUGCCCCGCAGGCAUCACCCAGGACAGCAUCGAGCGGGCCCGGGCCUUGCCCGAGCUGCAUAUGCUGGAGGACAUCCGGAGCCUGCUGCAGGAGGGGGCAGACCUCAAUGCCCCCCGGGACCACGGCGCCACGCUGGUGAGGACGGGGCCACGCGGGACGCAGGCAGGGGAGGCUGCUGCCGGGACGCAGGCAGGGGAGCCUGCUGCCGGCCGAACCAGGGCCGGGACUCAGGGGCCGGCGGUUUGCCUGCAGCUACACAUCGCCGCGGCCAGCGGGUUCGGCAAGGCGGCUGCCCUGCUGCUGGAACACGGGGCCAGCCUGAGCACCAAGGACCGCGACGGCUGGGAGCCGCUGCACGCAGCGGCCUACUGGGGCCAGGUGAGCACCUGCGGGGCGGUGGGGCCGGGCGGGCUCGGCGGCUCCGCAGGCUUCAGCAGCCCGGGCUCGCCGGCCCACAGGUGCAGCUGGUGGAGCUGCUCGUGGCACACGGGGCUGACCUGAACGGCAAAUCCCUGAUGGAAGAGACACCUCUCGACGUGUGCGGGGACGAGGAGGUGCGGGCCAAGCUGCUGGAGCUGAAACACAAGCACGACGCGCUCCUGCGCGCCCAGGGCCGCCAGCGUUCUCUGCUGCGUCGACGCACCUCUAGUGCCGGCAGCCGGGGGAAGGUGGUGAGGCGGGUGAGCCUGACCCAGCGCACCAGCCUGUACCGCAAGGAGCACGCCCAGGAGGCCAUCGUAUGGCAACAGCCCCCGCCUACCAGCCCGGAGCCGUCAGAGGAGGAUGAGGACCGCCAGACAGACGCGGAGCUCCGGCGGCCGCCCCCCGAAGAGGAGGACCCAGAGGCGGCCAGGCAGCACAACGGCCGAGUGGGGGCGCCCCCCGGGCGGCACCUGUACUCCAAGCGGCUGGACCGAAGUGUCUCCUACCAGCUGAGCUCCCUGGAGAACACCACCCCUGACGCCCUGGUCCAGGCCAAGGCCCCCCACACCCUGGCAGAGCUGAAGCGUCAGCGGGCUGCCGCUAAGCUGCAGCGACCCCCGCCUGAGGGGCUCGAGGCCGCUGAGUCUGAACUGCCUGUGGACACUGAGACCCCCCAGCUGGAGUGUGGCUCCGGGGCUGGUGGAGACCCACCCCUGCUCAGACUCACAGCCCCCUCAGAAGCAGCCCGCGUGGAGAAGAGGCCGUGCUGCCUGCUCAUGUGAGGGGCUGGCGCCUGGGUGGCCAAGGCCCCACUGCCAGGCCCAGGGCCGCUGCUCUGCCGCAACGUGUGUUCCGGGCUAGGCUGCCAGCCCCCUCCUUCCUUGGGGACGGGCCUGUGGCAGAGGCUGUGCCUGGGGAACACCUGGCUGCGGAGACCUACUUUCAUUCUGUGACUCAAUAAAGGGCCGUUCCGCCACCUGCCCUGUCGCGUGUCUCAGCUGGGCCGCCACC